AUUAAAAUCAACACAACCGUUCCCUAAUUUUAUUUUACCAACAAAACCAACGAACGGUGUAAACUUUUCGGAAUGGAGUCACCUGAAAAGAGAGACCAAGAAUUACCCGAUGGUUGGGUUUUAUGUAAGUCCAAAUCGAUUCCGGGGAGAAACUAUUAUUUUAAUAGGAAAACCGGAAAAUCUUCAUGGACGCAACCGCAGGAUGACGAAGAUUACCAAAAGAAAACUUGCAAAAAGGAGAAACUAUUAAAAAAACAGGAUAAGAGAAAUAGAGAAGAGACUACAAAGAAAGUUGCAAAACGAAAAAGCGAUGGCAAUGAAGAAUGUACAUCAAAGAAAAAGACCAAACAAGAUACCACAGAUGCUUCAUGCAGUAACAUUAGUAACACCAGUAAAUCUGGUAACAUCAGUAAAUAUAGUAACACAAGUAAUACCGGUAACCUCAGUAACUACAGUAACAAGCAGAGUCCGAUACAAAAUGAGAGGAAAAGAAAGAUUGAUACUCCACAAAGUACAAGCACUCCAAAUAGGCUUCCAAAAAGUACACCACCGAAAACUGUUACUUCAAGAAGUGCGCCAAGUUCAGCAGAAACUUCACAUAAGCAUUCUCCCAUAAAGAAUUUAGCUAAUACAAGAUUAUCAAAUUUAAGAAGCAUGUUAAAUGCUGAAGUUAAAAAUGAGGAAAGUUUGGAAACAUCGCCAAGUAAAAACAAAAUAAGCCCUAAGAAUGAAACCCCACAGAAAUCUAAAACAGAGCGUAAAAGUCCAUUAAAUGACUCUAAAACUACACAAUCGCCAAGCAGCGACAGUUUACAGUCGAUUCCAUCGCCUUCACAAUUCUUUGCGGCAAAUAAAAUAAUCUCAUCUAUGAAAGCACAGUUGCCGGAGGAAUAUUGUAAUAAGGAGAAACAGAAAGACACUUUUGCUGAUAUUGAGAAAGGUAUAUGCAGUCAGACACCAGAAUACCCAUUUUCAAAGCACCCUGCCACACCACCACAAUUUUCAGAAGCUAGUAAACUUGUGUCUGCUAUAAAAUCCAAAUUAGCUUACAAAGUGUCAUCGUCAAAAGAUGUAAAGCCGUACUCGUCAGCAAAAGAUAGGAUGGAAUCCUUGAGAGCUAAUCUCAGUUUGGAAGCUGAGAGAGAAGGGGGCAGUUUUUUAAAUAAAAGCAAUGAAUUGGAUCCUAUAAAACAUGUUGAAGCUAUGGAGACCGAAGAUAUAAGAGAGGUUAAAUGUAACAUUCCAACAUUUCCAGUGCAAAAGGAGAACGUCACCAACACAGAUAAUGUAAUACUGGUUGUGGAUACGAACAUAUUUAUACAUGACCUGGACUGUAUCAAGAAUGUACUCAACUCACAUAUUAAAGGUUAUAGUGAGCAACCAACACUUCUAGUGCCGUGGCGAGUUAUAAACGAGCUGGAUCGACUCAAAGACAACAAUAACGGCAACGGGGCGCUUUGCAAACGCGCCAAAGCAGCAAUGGACUACCUUUAUAAGUCGCUACCUGAAAAUAGUCGAAUCAAAGGGCAGUCUUUAAGGGAUGCAAACUCUCAUAUCUACCCCUGCGAGGUUCCCGAUGAUGAGAUACUGAACUGCAGCUUGCAACAGGUCGAGAGGGGAAGAAAUGUGAUCCUAGUGUCGAACGAUAAGAACCUAUGCAACAAGGCGUCAAUCAACGGGGUGAAGCGAAUAGACGUGAGGGAAUUGAAAAAUCUGGUCGAGAACAAACCACAGCCUAGCAAUCCUGACCUCUUGGCCAGUGUAAAACGUUAUCAACAAACUAUAUAUCACCUUUUGGCCAACAUACUGGAGAAUGAAAUGCGUGCGAUGUACGACAAUCUAUGGCAGCAUGUUCUGUUCAAAGCGCCGCCCUGGACGUUGGCGGAUGUGCUCCAAUGUUUGCUCAAACAUUGGAUCGCGGUUUUCAACGAAGUAUUCCCUCGGAUAGAGCACCUUAUAACAGACCUCAAGAACAGUUUGAUGACUAUUGAGAAGAAAAAUCCUAAUACGCUUACGCAAUCAGAAGUUGCGAACUUCAAAGAGCUAUGCCUGGAUGUGGCGAAACGGUGUCAGAUCAUACCGGAGUAUAUGGAGCUGGCGAAGGCGACGGUCGAGCGACUGUUGCGCAACGGCAAUGAAGUCGACGGUACUGAUGCUGUAGUUGAUGCUUUCGAGGGACUAUGGACCGUUUUUUCUAGCUAUUGUGCCAAGUUGUCGAACGCACUGGGCAUCCCGCACAGUAUAGAAGACAAGUUGUCCGGGAACGAGCCCCUGGCCGUUCUCACCAGCAAAUGGACGCUCUUCAGCGGACAUGUUAAUGAUCUCACACUCGCUAUCCAAGGCGUGCUAAAUACAGACAUCACAGAGAGUAUAGACACACACGUUCAGAGGUUAGAAUGUGUGUUCAGAGAUGCGCUAUCCGCUAUAUGUAUGAACAACAUCGUCACGAGGGAGGAUCUGCAUUCGUUUUGCAUCAAAUGCAGGAACAUGCUACAGGAAGCCCACAGCAAAUUCUCCCAACUAACGGAAAUAUUGAACGUAUGUAACAAUAGGUUAUUUAGUGAUAAUAAUAUGAAUUAAUUGCGUUGUAUAGUCACAGUCAAUACGGUAAGAUAAAAUUAUUUACUGACCAUUCCAAUAAGGGGCGAUUAUUCAAUAUAAUAUAGUGUUUAACUGAGGAAUAUAUUUGAGGUUUUCAUAUUCUUCUUAUAGUUUCAAUAUAUUAUAUGUAUUUUUCUGCAUUAAUUGUAUGGAAGGAAAACUAAAUUGAUUGAACUUAAUUUGCUAUAAUUUGCGUCUACCAGACAAAAAUGCAUGGUAAAACUUAUAUUUUUU
Messenger RNA from Pararge aegeria (speckled wood butterfly), 2835 nucleotides. It is a transcript of the gene Swt1, whose product is annotated as transcriptional protein SWT1-like. Gene Ontology annotation, molecular function: protein binding. Lineage: Eukaryota; Metazoa; Arthropoda; Insecta; Lepidoptera; Nymphalidae. The record is from RefSeq and is a predicted model, not a curated record. The transcript has 13 exons. The coding region runs from base 73 to 2580 and encodes 835 amino acids. Gene Ontology annotation, cellular component: nucleus.